Molecule: messenger RNA, 672 nt
Organism: Penicillium lagena
Lineage: Eukaryota; Fungi; Ascomycota; Eurotiomycetes; Eurotiales; Aspergillaceae
Product: pyridoxine/pyridoxamine 5'-phosphate oxidase
Exons: 1
Coding region: 1-672 (223 amino acids)
Biological process (GO): pyridoxine biosynthetic process
Molecular function (GO): FMN binding; pyridoxamine phosphate oxidase activity
Source: RefSeq, a predicted model, not a curated record
AUGGCUGUCGACGAUGACUCUUUCCGAACUGAGCUCCGGAAUACCAAGGUGCUUGAGGGGCCGUUUCCGGACCUAGACUUCGACACGUUUCCGGAAACUCCUCACGAGUCUUUCAAGCUGUGGUUCCACGAAGCAAUCGCAGCUGGAGUCAGAGAGCCACAUGCCAUGACCCUUUCCACGACUGAUGAUCAAGGUCACCCAGAUGCCCGAGUUCUUAUUCUUAAAAAUGUCGACGCUCGUGGCUGGCAUUUCGCUGUGAAAUCUGACAGCCCCAAGGGGAAACAAUUGGCAGGUAAUGGACAUGCUGCUUUAACCUUUUACUGGCCUCAGCUUGCCCGACAGAUUCGUCUGAGAGGAAGAGCCGUCGAAGCUCCUGCAACAGAGAGUGCUCUUGACUAUAAAGCUCGGCCUAUUGAAUCAAGGAUUUGCGCAGUAGCCUCGGACCAAAGUGGAGUCCUUCUCGACCGUGAUGCGCUGACCCAGAAUCUUGCCGACACCGAGUUGAAGAUGUCGAAAGAUCCAAUGUCAGGCGUGGAGAAAUGGCGAGUCUAUAUUGUUGUAGCUGAUACGGUCGAAUUCUGGCAGGGAGAGGCUAAUCGCCUGCACAAACGGCUCCAGUAUGUGCACAACAAGGGCGAAGAUAAAUGGCAGAAACACUUUCUCUGGCCUUGA